This is a messenger RNA of Oncorhynchus keta (chum salmon), 5159 nucleotides long. RefSeq names its product ubiquitin-conjugating enzyme E2 Z. NCBI's taxonomy places the organism in Eukaryota, Metazoa, Chordata, Actinopteri, Salmoniformes, Salmonidae. The record is from RefSeq and is a predicted model, not a curated record. Bases 341 to 1531 code for a protein of 396 amino acids. The transcript has 7 exons. Gene Ontology annotation, cellular component: nucleus. Gene Ontology annotation, molecular function: ubiquitin conjugating enzyme activity; cysteine-type endopeptidase inhibitor activity. Gene Ontology annotation, biological process: negative regulation of apoptotic process.
GGGGAAAUGGUUAUUGAAAACCGAAGAAAAAAGCUAAGCGAUAAACAGGCUGAAACCGCAAACUGCGUUGGUGACUGGUAAAACUGAGAAUGUGACGGGUAAUAUAUUAUAGCAUGAACUUUUUGGCGGACCGUUUGUAGGUUCUUAAGACAUAGCUAAACACGAUUAGCUACUUUUGGAGGUGAGAAGAAAGGCAUACAAUGCCGUGGGAGCGCUUUUUGUCAUCUUCGGCUCUCCUUGCUCUUCCUCAUUUACCAACUGCGUGAGGACGGACUCAAAACAAGAAACUACUGUGUCGUUAACUGAAGCUAGCUAUAACCUGAACACGUGCUAAUUUACAAUGGCGGAUAGCGUAGGAGAGGUUGCUAAUGGUGAAAUUGGGUUAGGUGUUGGUAUUCAGGGAAAUGGAGCUCCAUUGUUACCAAGUUUGGGUAAUUCUCUGCCGGGCCACUCGACGAGUGGAGCUAACCCGGCCUCGCCAUCCCCAGCAGCGGCUGCGGAGACUGGCCUAGCCGUCAUGGCCCCUGGAGCCGCAACUACCUCAGCCAUGGGGACUGGGAGCGGGUUUGGAGGUGCAGGUACUCUUAGCGCGGUAGUGUGCUCUGCCAUUCCAAUACCCACCUACUCCGCCACCAAUGCUCUGCCGGGCGGUAUCGGUUUGGGGGUGGCCGGAGCGGGCCUCUUGUCGCAGAUUCACGCAACGUCCUGGGACCCAACACUAAGUACCGACUGGGACAACGAGAAGACGUCCCAGCAAUGCAUUCUCCGAAUCAAAAGGGAUAUAAUGUCCAUCUACAAGGAGCCUCCCCCGGGUAUGUUUGUAGUUCCUGACCCUCACGACAUGACUAAGAUCCAUGCCCUCAUCACAGGACCCUUCGACACGCCCUACGAGGGAGGCUUCUUCCUCUUUCUGUUCCGCUGCCCCCCGGACUACCCCAUCCACCCCCCACGGGUCAAGCUCAUCACCACUGGCCAAAACACUGUGCGCUUCAACCCCAACUUUUACCGUAACGGCAAAGUAUGCCUCAGCAUCCUCGGGACUUGGACAGGGCCAGCAUGGAGCCCGGCCCAAAGCAUCUCCUCAGUUCUGAUCUCCAUCCAGUCUCUGAUGACUGAGAACCCUUACCACAAUGAACCAGGCUUUGAACAGGAGAGACACCCGGGGGACAGCAAGAACUACAAUGAGUGCAUCCGCCAUGAGACCAUGCGCGUGGCUGUAUGUGACAUGCUGGAUGGGAAGGUGCCCUGUCCAGAAGCCCUGUGGAGUGUGGUGGAGAAAUCAUUCCUGGAGUACUAUGACUUCUACGAGGGGGUCUGCAAAGAGAGACUACACCAACAGGGACAGAACAUGCAGGACCCUUUUGGAGAGAAGAGGGGUCGCUUCGAUUACCAGGGCCUACUGGCACGCUUGAGUGCCACCCAGAGGCGCAUACGGGAGAAGUGCCCACCGGAGGACAACGAUGAGCACUCGGACUCGGACACCAGCUCCUCAGGCACAGACCCAGAUAGCCAGGGCAGCUCCCAGCCUUAGCCACCAGAUGGCGCCACACUACUUAUAUUUUUCUGUUUCUCCCUUUCUGUUUUUGCAGGAUGGUUUUGGCACAAGCGAGAUGUUGGAGAGGGGGAAAGGCUUGAUAUCAGGAAGCACUUAUGAUACAAAGGCAGGGGAUAGCUAAUGACUGUUUUGAUUGGUUCUUUUUCCUUCGCCUGCAAUCAUAACUGCCUUUUGAUUUAAUUAUUUGCUUUUAUUUUUCAACUGUUGUAAGUAAACAAUGCUAGUGUUGGGAGUUUGGCUUGUAGAAAUGGACACUAGUUGUUUUGAAAGCAAUUUGUCAUAUUCCGCCUUUAGUUGUCUUUUGUUUUCCCACGCCAGAUUGGAUUAGGAAGUAGAGGGGAAAUCUGAGAUUGCCCAUUCUCAAUAUUCAGUCAGUACAACCACAUCGAUCGUAUAAAUCAGAUCACCAACUUCUAUUCUUUCAUACAUCGGUACAUACACCUCAGACUAUUCACUUCUAAAGUCCCAUUGUCUCUUAUGAUCUUUCCUUAAUCUGAACAGUACUUAAUACAAUUAUGAACAGUCAUAAUUACGUUAUGAAUUCAUAAUGAAUUGCAUUUGUUUAAAAAAAUAAUUUAAACUCCACUAAUGCCUAGUACAAAAUAUGUACAGUUGUGGCCAAAUAUGUAGGCACCUUUGCACUUUACAGUGGAACAGAUUGUACUAGUGGUUGAAGCUUUGAGGCCAGUAACUGAAAGGUUGCUGGAUCGAAUCCCCGAGCUGACAAGGUAAAAGUCUGUCAUUCCCCCCUCCACACCUCUCUGAUUCAGAGGGGUUGGGUUAAAUGGGGGACACACAUCUCAGUUGUACAACUGACAAGGUAUCCCCCUUUCCCUUUUAAUAGUUCUUAUUUUCAAAACUGGUUGGGUGGCUCCUUUGUUUUUAUUUUCCCUGUAGGCACUUGCAAAUUAUGACAAGUGAGGAAAAAUUACACAUCACUUGCCUCCAACCAAAUUUAUUAGAAUUCCAAUAAUGACUUUAAAAUCAAAAUUUCAGUUUUGAUAAAAACAUGUCUUGGUCCCGUGCAGAUGUAAAUCAAACAAAUAUAGGUGUGAACUUAUUUGAUAAGAAAAUAGUGAAUCGUUCAAGGGUGCCAAUAUAUUUGUCUGUAUGUGUGUGUGUAUAUGUGAGCACAGCGAGAGAUUUUAUUAUGGUCUGUGGGCAGUGUCUUCAAAUCAUUUUCUCUCUGAAUGCUCUCUGAAUCAAUGUUUGAUGUGUAUGAUUAUCAUUGAGCUAUAGUGUUGUAGGUUAAACUUUCAAGAGAUGGUUUUCUUCUCUGAUGCUAAAAUACUAGUGGAGACUAAUAGGAAUGCCAAGAAAGCCAGAUUUGCCAUUUGACCUGUCCCAUUAAACCAAUGCAACGUUUUCCAUUGCAUUUUUCAUUGGAAGGCAGUGGACUGGUUCCUCUUCAGCUCCAUUUAGCAGAGACGGCCGUUACCAAACAGUCACAGACCUGUGUUAGACCUCCAUGGUGUCACCUUUUCAGUCAUCUGAAAGCCACCGCCAGGAUUUCAAACGAGCCACGGGAAAUGUUUUAUGAUGGUAACAAGAAAUACCGGACACCUGCUUCAAGGCCGUGUGAACUUUCUUUAUUUUAGAGUUUUCGCCUGCAAUGGGUUACUGUAGAUUGGUUUGUAGAAUGAUCUCAUGUCGGUUUCGGCCAUUUUUUAAGCGCUAAAAUGUUUUACGUUGGCUUACAUAUAUGGUGUCAGAAGUGCGUUCCACAGGUUGACACAGUCUAAGGUACAAGUUCUAUAUAAACCUAACCUGGCAGUAAGAUUGACAACACAAAUGGAAUAUGGACUUCAGGUGACCAAGGAGGAUAUAAAAAAAAAAAUGUUUUUACGGUAAACCGUAUGACCCGUUAGAACCACUGGUCUUUUCUGCUGUAAGGGGUAGAUCUUAUUUUUUCAUAUUGAUGUGGAGUUGUUAUUCUUGCUUUGAAAGACAAAGUCAGAUCCCCUUUCGAGACUUCUGCCUGAGCCACAAUCGUUUGUCUCUUGAAUAGUCCCCCUUCAAAGUGUCACGAAUCUUUGUGCCUAUCAGCCAGUGCAGCUCACCAAUAACCUCUACUGAGGCCUCAAAGGCUCUCCAUCUUUCUGGUUUUAUCAAAACUGCUUAAAGGUUUAGGGGGCUGAACGCCUCUACUGUGUCACUUGGUUUGUAAUCCUAUCUAGCAAGGUGCAAAGAAUUAUACCUUUGUCUUCAGUCCUUAUUGCAUUUUGAAACUACGCACUCAGGAUACAACAAAACCUCUUGCUUUGUAAUGGACUGUCUGGACCACAAUCUACUGUCUAAAUGAGGGGGCCAGCUCCAGUGAAGAUUGGCACCCAAAACAGGACCACACCCUUCUUUUCCUCUCAUGGACAUGUUUUUCUAUUCCUUCCCAUCUGGGUGCAUUUCUGCUCAGUUCUCUCAGUCGAUUGGGACUUCCUCUCACAGGAAAUAAUGUUGGAUUUAAUAAAUCUCAUAUUUGAGAUAAUACUGCUAACUUUGUUUGCGAAGAAUGGAAAAAAAAAAAUCUAUAUGUUUAAUGUAUGAAUCUACUGCAAAUGAAACUAUUCAAGCAAAUAUCCUACUGGCCAGCUCCACUGCAAAUGAGUAGGUGUGAGAUGACACUUCAUGCUAAAUGUAGCAACCAGUUAGUUUGAAGCCUUGUUAUGGUUUGGUGUGUAUAUUCCUGUAUCAUUCUGAUGGGACCCUUCUAUUAUGUCCCUUGUCUGAUGGUUUGUGCCCCCAACCCAGAGUAUCGAUCGGAAUUCCUUUUACUGAGGCAUCUUCAAUCGAUAAUGGUAUUUGCAUUUAGGUGUUUUCAGAAAGUGAAGUAUGUAAAGCGUAGAAACUUCUAGAAUAAAUGUUGGCACGGCCAUGGGCAUAAUUAAAAAUAAUAAUAAUAAAACGGGGAGAGCUCAUCGAUCUCAAUGAGUUAAGUAACAUUUGUAUUGAGGCCCAUUGCGUUAAUGUCUCAGUAUCUCCUGACCUUCAAUCUAUGUCAUUUUUUUAUGAGAGUGAUACUAAAAUAUACUGCAUCUUUUCCUCAAGAUUGAAUUAGGACUUGGGAUGGUGUAGAGUAGACCACAAUGCUUCUUAGCUAGCUACCAGCAAUGUGCAGGGCUGCUAAAACUAGCUGCCACAUAGAGCUGUUGCUCUACGACAGGGUUUCCCCACACGGUCCUGGGCCCCUCCCCCCUUGGUGCACAUCAUGUUUUUUGCCCUAGCACUACACAGCUGAUUUAAAUAACUAACUCAUCAAGUUUUGAUUACUUGUAUCAGCUGUGUAGUGCUGGGGCAAAAAAUAAAAAAUACGUGCCCCCAGGACCAUGUUUGGGGAAACCCUGGCCUAGCAGUACAUUCCCACAGGGGUGCUCAACAUUCUAAUGGCCAUUCAUUCUCAGUCAAGGGUAAAUGAAUGGUUUACACUUUUUGAGUUAACAGAAGAUGGGGGACCCAUUUUAGGCCUUGACUUCCAGGCAAAGGCAUUAGUCCCAGGACUUUCACCGCCAAGUUUAUGCAAGACUAUUUUCAUCUGACUUCAUCUCUGUUUUCAUUAUAUUGUGUAUGUAAAAAAAAUAUACAUAAUAAAAUAUACCAAUGGCUAUUUUGA